AGCUUUCUGGCGGGGGCCCUGCCGGCUCGGAGCUCGGCUUCUCUGCUGGACCGGGCAUCUGCCUCCCUCGGGUGCCAGGUCUCGUCCCUGUCGGGCCCCCUCACUACCCCAGAGCUCACCCGCCAGGGUCACCCGGGAGGGAUGCCCCAUCAGGCACCUGCCCAACUUGGGGGAAGUUAUUUGGGCAUUUAUUAGUCUGGUUUGGUUUUGAUUGCAGGCAGUCCUCGGACUUGCGACACAACCACAACCGCAUCUUAAGUCGAAAGGUCGUCACCGAUUUUCCCAUAGGCACAACGUUAUAAAUGGGGGUUUGGUUCCUGAACCAAGGCACGGUACCCUAUUUUCACCAAGAAUAACCCAGAAUUUUGUGCUCAUUCAAUUAUAGAUGAGUCAGAUAGCUACAUUAGUGUAUUUAUAUUGUAAAUAGCAAUCAUAUUGAUUUGGAAGGAUUUUUUUGAGGUGACUGCUGGACUUUUUGAAGGGCUCUUGGUUGGAGUCUUCUCAGGGGUCUUGACUGCAGGUUUUUCUGGAGUCUUGUCUGCUUUUGUAAAGAAAGCGUCCAAGAAAGUUUGGACAGAUGUUCUCCAGGGAGAUGAGCAAUGCAGCCAACUUGUUCAUUGGCGUUGUGUCGGAUCAAGUGUCAUGAAGUUGAAACUCAUGUCAGAAAGUCGAAACAGGACGUCAGUGUAUAAAGGUCAUAAGUGCCGUUUGUUGUAACUCAAAAUGUCUUAAGUCGAGGACUGCCUGUCUUCUCUUGGCCGCAGUGCUAGGAGACGGGGCUGUCUGUCGCACAGGUAUUUUGCUACGUGAGCAGGUUUCGUGUGUGCUUCUAUUACAACCACAGGUGGAAUCCUCCAUGGGUGCCCGCAUUGGGAUGUGCUAUUUGUAAAGGAUGUGAAGCAGGAGCUGUGUCCCAGAGCCAGCCUAUGGUGAGGGACCGUGUCCGUGGGCAGGAUGAGGUGAGGGUGGGUAUUGUGACAUAGCAGGAAAGUGUCAGAUUUGUAAUCUUUUGGGAUUAGGGAAGCAGAAGGCAGGGGAAACCAUGCUAAAAAGACAUGGAGAAGGUGCAGGAGUCAAAGCAUCCCCUUGCUGUCCUAGAGCCUGGAGAGAAGAUCUUAAAGGACUUCCAGGUCCUGGUGGAAAAGGUUGGAGGAAAGCCUGAUGUGCUGCUGAUUGGAGAGGCACUGACAGGGGAUGACACACGGGCUCUGAUGAAGGCUUUUGUCCAGGAACUGUUCCCAGACUCUCUCAAACCAAGCAAGAGCCUGGACAUGACUGUGACUCAGACACUGCCAGGGAUUGAGCCUGGUUCCAGCAAGAGCCAAUCCCAACUCGUUUUUUUCCUAUGCCGAGCUUCUUGCCUACAGAAUAAGCAGUCUGAGAUCCAGGAGGUCUUGAAGGAAGUAAAGAAGUAUACUUGCAAAGCCCCGGCUGCCUUGGUGGGAAUUGUCAUGCAGCCCAAAAAGAAUGAGGAGGCCCAAGCCCGGAAGCUAAUGGAGACCCUGCUCCGGGGAGUCUUCCCUAGGCAGCCACGUAACAGAAGGAGGCAGAGUAGCAAGCAGGGCCAGGAGAAGGAAAUAGAGCUGGAGGAAGUGCAGGUGGAAGUAGAGAUCUUCGUUCCAGGGCAGCCACGGGGGAAACUAGCCAUAAUGAAAGCUGCCUGCCGAGCUGCUGAGGCUCUGAAGCAGACAGAAUCUGCAGGUGUGAAGCAGGAUGGUUGGGAAGAGGGGAAUCUGAGAAAAAGGAUCUGGGAGCGUGGAGGGAAGUGCAUGGUAGAUUAGGGAAACACUGGGCUGACAAAAGCUAGUUACUGAGGUCAUUACUGUUUUAUUUCUAUUGGACAUUGUUUUUGCAUUAUUUUUGUAUAGAUGGGGGAUUCUCUAUGUUAAUGGAUAAACAAGGGUAAUUUGAGAUUUAGUUUCAUCUGCAAAACUGUUACACAUCAGCUAAUUAUCCUGUGUGGGGCUAGCUGCUGUAGGGUCUCUAGGGCAUCCAUCUUCUCAUCUCAGUGUUGGGCCUCAGAGAGACAAGAUGUCUGUGAUGGGAGUCCUAUUCUUCACCUUUGGAAAACAUUCCACAUCUUGCCAUUACCAGGCCAGAAAUAUGAAUCUGGCAAAGAA
Messenger RNA from Alligator mississippiensis (American alligator), 2120 nucleotides. RefSeq lists its product as uncharacterized. The coding region runs from base 1056 to 1781 and encodes 241 amino acids. Lineage: Eukaryota; Metazoa; Chordata; Crocodylia; Alligatoridae. The record is from RefSeq and is a predicted model, not a curated record. The transcript has a single exon.